Messenger RNA from Symbiodinium natans, 6618 nucleotides. The record is from the annotation of a GenBank genome assembly. Lineage: Eukaryota; Dinophyceae; Suessiales; Symbiodiniaceae.
AUGGCGUGGGCUCUGACCGCCACCGCUGAUGCAUCUCCAAGGGCCGUGCCAAUUCAUGCUUCUGAUGUAUCUCUGCGGGCUCCCGGGGGCUAUGCGACCACCCUCGAGGACAUUGAGAACGCGUUGGACGCAGAUGAGCCCUUUGUGGCACAAGUUGGGGCUGAGCUCCUCAAGGAUGCCUACGGCAUGCUCAAGGGUGGGUGCCCGGACGGAACGGUGAUGAUCUACACGGGGCCUCAAUCCGAGGACUUGGACAGCGUGGCCAAAGAGAGCAAAGUUGAGGAGCGACAUGUACCUGGCAUCUUAAGCGGGCAUCACAGAUUGCGGCGUUGCUUUGUUAUUUCCUUUGCUGGACAUGAGGCAGUGCUCGCGCCGGCGGUUGAGUUUGUCAAGGUCAAGGCGCCCAAGGCUCGUGACAAGUCUGAGUCCAUAGUCUUCCGAGCUUCGUUUCACGAGCACUACGCUGAGAGCUUUGAAUCGAUAAGAAGCAAGCCUGCACGCGCGCUACGACAAUGGGCGAGCCGAGUCCUACCUAGCAACCUGGGGGCGAUCAUUGACAGCUGGGGCUGGGUUGCCAAGGAUGGAACAGAGGUCACAGGACUUGUCCGAGCGACCAUGGAGGCUGGAAACCAGCUUUUGGCUUCAUCCGGAAGGGCUCAUUCGGGGGUUGCCCUUUUCUUGACGCCUGUCAACUGGAAUGAUAUUGGUGUUUGCCAGCCUUCUUUGUUGUGGGUCAACAAAGAGGCCUCUGAGGACUGGUCACAGUACUUGGGGCGUGUUCGCAAAGAUGCCAAUGAACAUGGACUAGUAGCCAAUGGCAACCGCCUAGGACUGCGUCUUGAUGCCCUUGAUCCUCGCAUUGUUCCUCGACGUUCUCUUUGGCACUUUCGUGGAGCUGGUCCUGGAUGGCUCCUUGAGGAUGUGGAGCAAGUCUUGAUUGAAGGUGGCUUCGGUGAGAUAGAAAUCCAAUCCAGCACCUCACGUCGUGGAGGCGUUCUAUGGACUUUCCUAGCCUCCCGCGCUGAUUUUCGUGACUUCGUACCACUUCAGCUCACUGACGAGGAUGGCAAUGAACACGUGGCUGAGGCCACAAAGAUUAGCCGCAAACGUUCCAAGGGAAUGACAAGUGCCAUUCCAACGGAGCGAACUCACAGCUUCAAACCUGCACCUUUGGAGGACUUCAUCAAAACUGCAAAGCCCAAAGGCAAAGCAAAUGCAGGAACGCGCAAGGUGACUUUGACCACUGCAAAUACUGAAGGGGCUGCGUCGGCCUCACCCCUUGAGGACAUGGUCGUUGAUGGUGACGAAGCUACCGUCCUUGAACCUGCUGGUGCCAAGCGAAGUUUGCCAGGUGAUGAAGCUCAGGCUUCAAUAGCUGCGCCCAAGCAGCCUAAGAUUUUCAAGCUUCCAGACACGGCCCAGAUCGUCGAGAACCGCGGCAAAGGAAACUGCUUGUUCGAAGCAGUUGCUCAAGGAGUUAGUGAGAUUGAAUCCAAGCGCAUUGGACAUCGUCAGGUGAGGGCAGCCCUUGCUGACUGGCUGGCUAGUCACAGUGAUGCUGUUGAACCACAUUGGGAUGGACUUGCGCCGGACGGCACCAAGCUCAACGGUGGUUUCAUGGAGUACACGGAUCGAAUCCGACAGCAAGGGGCCUAUGGAGGAUACCUCGAACUAUAUGCUGUCAGUGUGGCCCACGCGCUCAACAUCAUUGUUGUUCACCAGGACUGCAUCCACAAGUUCCCGGCUAAGGCUGAUUCCACAGAGAUGGGCCACUUCUUGUGCCUGAAGUAUGAGGCGGCGCAUUACGAGUUUGUGAGGCUCCUUGGAAAGGAGAUUGCACAGCUAUGGCUUGGCGCUUCAGUCCCCAAGUUUUCAGGGAAUCGAGGAGGUGGUGGCCUGGCUUUUUCUGACUACGCUGACUGUGUCUCUUCGGCCCCUUGGAGAACUGCACCAGCUUCGCGCCUACGCUUCUCGGCCUACAAGGGUUCUACGUCUUCGGCUAAGACUUGUUCCAAGCGACGGCGCUCCUCAACGCGACCCAUGACUUCUGCUGAAAGUUCUAAGAGGGCAAGGCUUGUGGCAGGACCGUCGGCGCGCUCGAACCAGGCAACAGCUUCGCAACACGUUAGUGAGGACGAAGAGGACGUCGCCAAUGAGGGUAAGGCUGACCAGCAGACGGUAAAGGUGAGACCGUCUAAGUAUUUGGUGAAACCAGGCGUCUACCAAUUUCGUUGUGAGCAAUGUCCGUAUGUUGGCACCUAUGAGAGCGCAGGCUCCGCCUCCACGGGGGCCAACUACCAUCUGACUAGUGCGCAUGGUGGUGUUGGAUGCCCUGGCCGCAGGAAACAUCCCAAAGGACUUCAGCGACUUUCGGGGAAGGACGUUGCUGCUUGGCGCUGCCCAGUUCCUGGCUGUCGUGUUGGCAUUUCCUGCUUGACGCGUACCAAGCUCACCGAGGGCGGUUUUGCAAUGCUCAAAAAUGAGCACAGAAAGGCGAAGCACUCUGAGUUGUCCAUCUCCAAGUGGUUGGCCUUUGCACACAGGCGCGUUGACAUCAGUUUCACUCGCAAGGUGCGAGCCCACCACUUGAACAAGUCUGCGGCUCAACGGGUUAUCAAUCCUCGUUUUCCGGAUGGCUUUGUCUUGUUUUCUUGGCCGCGGGUAGUGCUGAGACAGAAGCGAGAGCGACUUUGUUUGCAGAGCGCAGGACAGUGUGAUGAGAAGGUCGACCCGAAGUUCGUCAAGCACCGCGUCAGCAAGCUACAAAAGCUCAUGAAAAAGCCCCCUGCUCGACAUGGAAUGGAAGAUGAAGUUUUGCAAGGUUUUCAGUGUGUUUUGGGAAGCGGCCCGGUGCCGCGUGUCGCCAUUGUUGCGCAGGAGCCGAUUCGAAAGGUGACAGCUCCUGAGCUUCUGGACUCAGACCGCGCGGUUUUUGCCUGCUGCGAGUUCCUAGCCGAUGGCCUUGUGCAGAAAUAUGUCAUCGGCUCGGUUUACGGAGAUGCCAGCGAUGAGGACCUCGCUGCGGCCUUGGUACUUCAAUCGUUGACUUUCGUCCAAAGUUUUGGCCUCCCGUGGAUCAUCAUGGGUGACUUCAAUCUUGAACAAGAUUGUGCAUGUUUUCAAGCUGCCUUUUGCCAAGGUGGGGCAAUGAAUUUGGAUUCUUAUUUUGGUCCGCUUCGCACUUUGCCACCUACGAGGUUGAAUGGACAGAGGCGCAUUGACUACGGCUUGGCCCAUCCGAACGUGAUUCCAACAACUUUGAAACAUUAUAUUUCAGUUGCUGAUCACUAUGCGGUGUGCUACGAGUUUGAAAAUUUGGCGGGCAUCCCACAAUAUAAAAGUCCGGCUCGACUGCAACCUAACAACUUGGAUGAUAAGUCCAUCGCUGAGAAGUUUGAGCAGAGCUGGUGCAGCGAACCCUUUCUGCAAGCAUUAAACCGUGAUGAUGUUGAUGCAGCUUGGGAGGCACUCAGCAACGCUGCUGAACAUGUGCUAUGUGGUCAGCAAGAAAAUGAGGCUGAAAAGUGUGGUGCAAAGCUGCCCCGUGCUAAUACAUGGGUGCCUAGGAUCGCUCCGGCCACGUCUAAGGCAGCUCUCUCAGAUGAACCUGUGAGACUUCGGCGCCUGCGCCGAUUGGGGAGAAGGUUGCGCCAGCUUAUGCUGAGACCCAACGACGAACAGCUUCAACGCACUGCAUUUAGUGCUCUGGAUGGUUUGGUCACUUCAUUUGACGUGCUCUCCGAUUGGCCUGAACGCACGCUUGACGGCCUUUGCAACGUGGUUCAUCAAACCAUACGUGACUGCGAGACCAGCUUGCGCAAGGAGAGGAUAGACAGAUGGAAAGAGCAGAUUGACGCGAGCCCUACAAAAGCACUGGCAUGGGUAAAGGCUCGUGCUGCGAGUGAAAUGGCCGCUGGUGUUUCCCCACCUGUCCAAGACCCGAGAGUCCCGCUGCGUGCUGUGCACCCUUCCAACAUCAUCUCUGAGGAGGAAGCGACUUGGACCGAGCUAUGGAAUAUCGGCCCCCAGCCGAUGGAACCCUUCGAACGCAUCCUGGCAGACAUCGGUCAUGAGAAACGUGAGGCUGAUGUUACCAUAGAGUGGCACGGUCGUAACUUGAAGCGACGAGCAAAAGCAAUGGGCCACAAGGCCCCAGGUCCUGAUGACUGGGAGCCUGCCAUGCUGGCUCGACUUCCUUUGCGUUGGUUUGAGAGUUUUGCGCUACUAUGGGCCAAGGUCUGGGAGCGUGGCGCUGUACCCAGGUUAUGGCAGAGGGCACGAGUUGCCCUGAUCCCCAAGCAGGAUGGCACCUGGAGACCCCUAUGUAUGGCGACAGCGGCAUGGAGGUUGGGUGCGGCGGAGAUUGUGCAACAACUGCGUUCAUGGGUUGAUUCUUGGGCCAGCCCUCAUCUUCUGGGAGGUUUGCCAGGAAGAUCUGUACAACAUGCUCACAUGCGUCUUCACGAAGCAUUAGUUGCUGACCCUGACCGUUUGAUUGUAGCCGAAGACCUUUCAAAAUGCUUUGAUACCAUCGACAUUGGCCUUGCUUGCAGAGCACUUGUUCAUCAUGGGGCUCCUGUUCGACUUGUUCGUCUCCUGAAGGGGUUCUACAGCUCCCAACAGCGCAUCUUCAGCGUUGCUGGACACCUGGGCACGCGCUGGCAUUCAGUCAGCCGUGGCAUCUUACAGGGAUGUCCAGUCUCACCGAUGAUAGCAGCCUCACUGCUUCAGCUGUGGACUUGGAAAGUGGUUGAGUCCCCAGACAGCUUGAUCGAUGCGGUGGUCUUUGUUGACGACAGGACCAUGUGGACAGAAGGCAGCGAAAAUCAGCGGGACGAUGCCAUUCGAGGAGCCUUGACCAGAAGCAAGCAGUUUGAUGAGACACGUGGCUGGACAUGCAGGCCCACCAAAUGUCAAUUUGUUUGCAGAAAUCCAGAAACGCAUGCUGACAUCAUCCGGGAGACUGGCUACGUACAUGAUGAAAAGCUGAAAGUACUGGGAGCGUGUCAUCGCUUGGACGGCACAUGCUCACCAGCACGCGUGUCCAGUGAAGAACUCCACCUUCGGCUUCGUUUCCUCCGAGCCCUACGUGUGCCUGCUACCAUGCGAGCCUACCUUGUCGGAAUGCUCAUCUUGGCAAAAAUGGCGUGGAUAGCGUGUGUUGCUACCGACUUUGACGUGGACAUGCAGAGCCUCCGCACAGACAUUGCUUGGGCUUUGGUAGGACACGUUGCGCUAAGAGACGCACCCAAGUGCUUGGUCUUCGAGAUCUUUGGAUGGCAGUGCGAUCCUGAGUUCGCAAUGGAGUGGGCUGCACUCACAGCGGCUGUUCAGUGGCAUCUUCGCUGUCCACUAUGGACUGACAAUGUUUGUCUUCGCUUUGCUGCCAAGCCAUGGCAGGUUCUGAUACCUGCUGCGAAAGCAGCUUUAGACAGAUGGGGGUGGAGUGUCUCGCACGAUGGCGCAAACAUCACCAAGCAAGACCACCUUGGUCAGGAGCGGCGCUUUGUCAUAGGUGUGGAUGGCUUAGAUGUCCUGAAAGCAUGGCUGGAGUAUGAGCACAAGCGACAAGCCCUCUUCGCUACAUGUCGCAUUAGUCGUUCACUUCACAGAAGCGAGGCUUUGGACUUGGCCCAGGGUGUCCUACUGCCUCCGCCUGAUGGUCAUCGCAUGUUACACGGUGCUGUCCACAAGCAGGUUUACUUCGAAGCUGGGGCAUCCCGUGCACAAAGACUUGUAGCACUUGCAUCUGGCUGUAGUGUUUGGCAUGAGAAUCAGAUGACUGGAUUGCCGCGACACCAGUGGCACACUACGUGCAUGUGCGGCAAGGAGUGGCCCAGCCGCCCUCACCUGAUUUUCCAGUGUGAAGCUACGGCUGGGAUAAGAACCGAUGCUGGCGUUCGUGCGCCAACGAAUCGUGCGCAGGAGCGGCUCCUGGCCGCCACCGUUGAGUUCCUGCCCUUGCCCCCGCGAGCAAAUGCAGAUGACGAUAGUACGCAGGUCCUUGUCCGUGCGUUUGCCAGUGCCAUGAGCCAGGAUGCGAGUUGCGUAUGCUGCGCAACAGAUGGAUCUUCGAAGGAGGAUGUCGCUGCAUGGGCUGCUGUCGUUGAGGGGUCGCAGCCAAUAGCAGCUGGUUUCGAGUAUGAGGAUCAAAGUCCCUUUGUCGCUGAGGUCUUCGGCAUCUUGCAUCUCUUGGAGGCCGCAGCCAUUUCGAUGAGGAGUACCCGCAGGACUAGAGUGCUGCUGCUGUGUGAUUGCCAAGCUGCGAUUCGUGUGUGCAAGCGCAGUUAUUCGGGUUGUUACCAGACACUGGCCCGACGAAUUUGGGCGGCGUUGGAUGCUCUGUCACAUCGUGAAAUUGAUGUCAUCCUCCACUGGGUUCCCGCUCAUGAUCGCAUAGUGCCAGGGUGGAGGCCCCCUGAAAACAUCACUGAGGCAAGGGCUCGUGCCUUGAAUGAUGCUGUCGAUGUGGCUGCUCGAGACAUGGCGCUUCGACGAUGGCAGGGCUCUCACCGAGCCAUGUGGCAUUGUGAUGCUCGCGCUGCAAAAGCUCUUGAAACCAAACUCUUGAAAACUGCUAUCGCUGUGGCGGAGCAGUAUCAUGUGUGGGUGAACUAG